Phodopus roborovskii (desert hamster) is the source of this 933-nucleotide messenger RNA. RefSeq names its product olfactory receptor 2A5. The transcript has a single exon. NCBI's taxonomy places the organism in Eukaryota, Metazoa, Chordata, Mammalia, Rodentia, Cricetidae. Gene Ontology annotation, cellular component: membrane. Gene Ontology annotation, biological process: G protein-coupled receptor signaling pathway. The record is from RefSeq and is a predicted model, not a curated record. Bases 1 to 933 code for a protein of 310 amino acids. Gene Ontology annotation, molecular function: olfactory receptor activity; G protein-coupled receptor activity.
AUGACGGAGAACCAGACAUGGAUCCCAGAGUUUAUCCUGCAGGGAUUUUCACUGGGCCCAAGGAUGAGGAUGCUUCUCUGUGGCCUCUUCUCCGUGUGCUACACUUUCACACUGCUGGGGAACGGAGUCAUUCUGGGCCUCAUCUGGCUGGACUCCAGACUGCACACCCCUAUGUACAUCUUCCUGUCCCAUCUGGCCGUUGUCGACAUUUCAUAUGCUUCCAACAAUGUCCCCAAGAUGUUGGCAAACCUUCUUGACAAGAAAAAAACUAUUUCUUUUGUCCCGUGCAUAAUGCAGACAUUUUUAUACAUGGCUUUUGCUCAUACUGAGUGUCUCAUCCUGGUUAUGAUGUCCUAUGAUCGGUAUGUGGCCAUCUGCCACCCCUUGCAAUACUCUGUCAUUAUGGGCCGGAAAGCAUGUACCCUAAUGGCUGUUGUUUCCUGGACAUGUGGCUCCCUCCUAGCUCUGGUCCAUGUAAUCCUCAUCCUGAGGCUGCCCUUCUGUGGGCCCCACCAAAUCAAUCACUUCUUCUGUGAAAUCCUGUCUGUCCUCAAGCUGGCCUGUGCUGACACAACACUCAACAAAGUCGUCAUCUUUGCAGCUUCUGUGUUCGUCCUAGUGGGGCCCUUAUGCUUGGUGCUGGUCUCCUACACCCGCAUCCUGGUGGCCAUCCUGAGGAUGCAGUCAGGCCAGGGCCGCAGAAAGGCCUUCUCCACCUGCUCCUCCCACCUCUGUGUGGUUGGGCUCUUCUUCGGCAGCGCCAUCGUCAUGUACAUGGCCCCCAAGUCCCAGCACCCCGAGGAGCAGCAGAAGAUUCUUUCCCUGUUUUACAGCCUUUUCAACCCCAUGCUGAACCCCCUGAUCUACAGCCUGAGGAACGCUGAGAUCAAGGGUGCUGUGAAGAGGGUGUUGUGGAAACACAGAUCAAGGUGA